GCCACAUCUGUAAUUCUGUGAAUAUACCGGGUGAUAACACGUUUAAUGGAUUUAUAACAUUUAUGAUAUACGCAAAAACUCUUAAUCAUGGAUGACGAUAUAAUGAUAUCGAAUAUACAAGAUAUCUCUCAAUUAGAACGACAAUUUCAAGAAAAGCUAUACGAGUUGCAAAAUAAUACGGAUACCUUGCGGGUGACGCAAAAGGAACUUCUGGAAACUCGUCACGCUUUAUAUAGUACGGAGUCAGAACUCGAGAAAGAACGUAGAAUUUCUCAUGAGUUAAGAAUGCAACUGAAAGCAGCUAUGAAUGCAAUUAAUGAAUUGCAGCAACAGCAAACAAAAAGUCAAGUCGAGGGCGUUCAAUUACAAGUCAAAUAUGAUGCGAUGGCGAAACAAUACGACUCUCUGAUGAAUGAAGCCACGACCGCUAAAGUACACGAGACUAAAUGCAAAAUUAAAAUUCAAAGCUUAGAAGAGAACUUACGUCAGAAAGAGAUGAGCAAUAAGAGAUUGGAGCAAACGUUAAAUGAACUGGAACAUGAUAGUUUGCGCACUAUUACAGCUAUCGAUCACAAAAUCACGAAACUUUCGCAAGAACAACAAAAUCUGCAAAAGUCUUGUGAAGCAAUUAUCAGUCUUAAUCAACGCUUACAAGUUAUAGGUAUGUGCACACACGCGAUACAUCGAAAGAAUGAAACAAAAAUUAAAGAUUUGGAAUAUAUGCUAGCUUCAAUGUCAGUCAGAAAUGAAGAAUUUACAGACAAACUUGUAAAAUAUGUUCAUCUAGAAAAAUAGAUAUUUAUCUCUACAAUCUAUGUGAAGAAUAAUAGGAUAGGAUAUUUUACUA
Molecule: messenger RNA, 847 nt
Organism: Camponotus floridanus (Florida carpenter ant)
Lineage: Eukaryota; Metazoa; Arthropoda; Insecta; Hymenoptera; Formicidae
Product: early endosome antigen 1
Exons: 4
Coding region: 88-795 (235 amino acids)
Source: RefSeq, a predicted model, not a curated record